AUGGCUUUCAAGUACGUCCUAUUGUCCUUCUGCGCUCUGCUCGGCCUAGCCAGUGCUGGCUUCCUGGCGCCGGCGCCAGCUACCUAUGUGGCUCAGCCCCAUUACGAUGCGGUGGGCACCACACAGCAGAAUGUGGUGCGCUCGUUCGGCGGCACCGUGUCCACCUACUCGAAGAACGUGGUCACGCCCUACUCCAGCGUCAGCAAAGUGGACUCUCGCACCACCAAUAAUGUGUACACGCCCAAGACGGUCUACAGCGCACCUGCUGCUGUGGUCACCAAGUCCGUCUAUGCUGCUCCAGCUGUCACCUAUGCUGCUCCAGCUCCCGUCCUGGCAAAGACCGUCUCGUAUGCUGCUCCAGCUCCCGUUCUGGCCAAGACCGUCUCGUAUGCUGCUCCGGCUGUGACCUAUGCUGCUCAUUCGCCUGUCAUUGCCAAGACCUAUGCCGCUCCGGCUGUCGCCUAUGCGGCACCAGCUGCUGCUCCCACUGCCUAUGUGAAGUACUCGCCCGCCAUUGGUGUUGCCCACGUAAGCUUCGAUGGCUUUGGCUCACACUGGGGCUACUAAGCUAGAGUCCAGCACUUAGCACUUGUUGAAACUGUUG
Drosophila novamexicana is the source of this 604-nucleotide messenger RNA. RefSeq names its product cuticle protein LPCP-23. The record is from RefSeq and is a predicted model, not a curated record. Lineage: Eukaryota; Metazoa; Arthropoda; Insecta; Diptera; Drosophilidae. Bases 1 to 567 code for a protein of 188 amino acids. The transcript has a single exon.